AUGACAAACACGCGCGGUGCUCUCGUAGUAGUGGGAAGUGGCCCAGGCAUUGGCAGCCACGUCGCUCGCACCUUCUCAACACACGCCUUCGAACGCAUCAUCCUCCUGUCCCGCGACCCCUCGCGCCUCGACAAAGACGCCGAAUUCAUCCGCGCUAAAACUCCAUCCGCUGACAUCUCGACCCUUCCCAUCGAUCUGUCCAAGACGUCAGACAUACCCUCCGCGCUCGCCCAAGUCGACAAGGCCCUCGGCGACACUCCCCUCGAAGCCGUCCUCUUCAACGCCGCAAGAGUCGGCCCCAGCACCCUGGUAGAAUGGCCCAUCGAAGAGCUAGAAACAGACAUCCGCAUCAAAGUCACCGGCUGCUACGCCGUCGCCCAAUGGGCCAUCCCCAAACUGCUGGCUGUAAAAGAUACACACAAACCUGCCUUCCUCUGCACUUCAGGCUCCAUCUACAAAGACCCUAUCCCUGAAGUCUUUUCGCUGGCUGCGUGCAAGGCUGCCCAGCAUAAUCUGGUACACAGUAUGCACAAGAAGUACAAAGAGGAGGGUGUUUAUUGUGGUCUUGUUGCUGUUGGAGGUGUGGUUGCUGAUGAGAAUCCUCAGUGUAAUGCUGAGAAUAUUGCAAACAAGACUUGGGACUUGUAUGAGAAGCGAAAUGACCUCGAGGUCGAGAUCGUAGACCCUUGA
This is a messenger RNA of Aureobasidium pullulans EXF-150, 690 nucleotides long. RefSeq names its product NAD(P)-binding protein. The record is from RefSeq and is a predicted model, not a curated record. Bases 1 to 690 code for a protein of 229 amino acids. NCBI's taxonomy places the organism in Eukaryota, Fungi, Ascomycota, Dothideomycetes, Dothideales, Saccotheciaceae. The transcript has a single exon.